AUGCCCACGAAGCCCAACAGCUCCCCCCAGGUCCCUGCAGACCCCUCACCCAGAGUCACAUCCAGGCCCCACAGGACCCUGGAUGCCCCUCGGAGGGGCCGUCAGCCACCAGCUUCAGCUCUGGCUCCCCCUGGGGUGUCUGGAUUGGGGGAGGGAGGAGGGCUUCAUCCAAAAGCCCCCCAGCCAGCCUUGGGAGGCCCUCUCGGGCAGCAGCUUCCUUUCCUUCCUCCCCCUCCAGAUGGGACUCAGGGGCCCAGGGGGCCGGGGCCCGAGUGGGGUCUGGCCACCGGGCCCCCUCCCGGGGGAGAGAGCCACACCGGGAUGCCAGCGGGGCGCAGAAGGGCCCCACCUAGCAAACACAAGGGCCUCGGGGCCGCAGGGGUACAGCGCUCCCCCAGGGCCCUCUUCUGCCUGAGCCUCACCAACCCGGUGAGGAGGUUCUGCAUCACCAUCGUGGAGUGGAAGCCAUUUGACAUCCUCAUCCUCAUGACCAUCUUUGCCAACUGCGUGGCCCUCGGGGUCUAUGUCCCCUUCCCGGAGGAUGACUCCAAUGCAGGCAACCACAACCUGGAGCAGGUGGAGUAUGCAUUCCUGGUGAUCUUCACCGUGGAGACGGCGCUGAAGAUCGUGGCCUACGGGCUGGUGCUGCACCCCAAUGCCUACAUCCGGAACGGCUGGAACCUGCUGGACUUCAUCAUCGUGGUUGUGGGGCUCUUCAGUGUGCUUCUGGAGCAGGGCCCCCCCAGGCCAGGGGAUGUGCCCCACACAGCAGGGAAGCCCGGAGGCUUUGACGUGAAGGCACUGAGGGCGUUCAGAGUCCUUCGGCCCCUGCGACUGGUCUCUGGGGUACCCAGCCUGCACAUCGUUCUCAACUCCAUCCUGAAGGCCCUGGUCCCCCUCCUGCACAUCGCUCUCCUGGUCCUCUUUGUCAUCAUGAUCUAUGCUGUCAUAGGCCUAGAGCUCUUCCUGGGCCGCAUGCAUAAGACAUGCUUCUUCCGGGGCUCAGAGCUGGAGGCCGAGGAGGACCCGUCCCCCUGCGCCACCCCUGGCUCCUCGGGCCGGCAGUGUCUCGCCAACCACACGGAGUGCCGGGGCCGCUGGGCGGGGCCCAAUGGGGGGAUCACCAACUUCGACAACUUCUUCUUCGCCAUGCUGACUGUCUUCCAGUGUGUCACCAUGGAGGGCUGGACUGACGUGCUCUACUGGAUGCAGGACGCCAUGGGCUACGAGCUCCCCUGGCUCUACUUCGUCAGCUUGGUCAUCUUUGGUUCUUUCUUCGUCCUCAACCUCGUGCUGGGCGUCCUGAGUGGGGAGUUCUCAAAGGAGCGUGAGAAGGCCAAAGCGCGGGGGGACUUUCAGAAACUUAGGGAGAAGCAGCAGAUGGAGGAGGACCUCCGCGGCUACCUGGACUGGCUCACCCAGGCUGAAGAACUGGGUUUCAGGGACCAGGAGAAGGCUGAAGCUGAAGGGGAGACCGAGGGAGAGGCUAAGGAGGAUGAUGCGGCCACCGGAAAAGCCCAGCAACGAGUGACCCUGUCUGAGAUGAUGCACAAGAGACGGAGCCGCCUGCAGUGGUUCAGCCACUCGAUGAGCAGCCACGGUACCCAGUCACACCAUCCCCUUCUUCCUCUGCUUCCAGCCAGUGAAACAGGUUCAAUGACCGCAGAGACCGGGGCUGAGGAAGAUGAAGAGGCCGGGAACGCCUGUAGCAGAAAUCUGGCCAAGCUCAUGAAGACCAGGAUGUGCCGCAGAGUCCGGGGGGCCAACAGGGCACUCAGGGCCCACUGCCGCCACGCCGUGAAAUCCGUGGCCUGUUAUUGGACCGUGCUGCUGCUGGUCUUUCUGAACACGCUGACCAUCGCCUCCGAGCACCACGGGCAGCCCAGCUGGCUCACCCAGAUCCAGGAGUACGCAAACAAGGUCCUGCUCUGCUUGUUCACGGUGGAGAUGCUGCUGAAGCUCUACGGCCUCGGCCCGUCCGCCUACGCGGCAUCCUUCUUCAACCGCUUUGACUGCUUUGUGGUGUGCGGAGGCAUCCUGGAGACUGCCCUGGUGGAGGCCGGGGCCAUGCAGUCCCUGGGGAUCUCGGUCCUGCGCUGCGUGCGCCUCCUCAGGAUCUUCAAGGUGACCAGGCACUGGGCAUCCCUCAGCAACCUGGUGGCCUCCCUCCUCAACUCCAUGAAGUCCAUUGCUUCGCUGCUUCUGCUCCUCUUCCUCUUCCUCAUCAUCUUCUCCCUCCUGGGGAUGCAGCUCUUUGGGGGCAAGUUCAACUUCGACCAGACCAACACCAAGCGCAGCACCUUCGACACCUUCCCCCAAGCGCUGCUCACCGUCUUCCAGAUCCUCACGGGCGAGGACUGGAACGUGGUCAUGUACGACGGGAUCCUGGCCUACGGGGGCCCCUUCUUCCCGGGGAUGCUGGUCUGCGUCUACUUCAUCAUUCUCUUCAUCUGUGGCAACUACAUCCUGCUGAACGUUUUCCUUGCCAUUGCCGUGGACAACCUGGCCGGGGGGGAUGCCAGCCCUCCCAAGAGCCCGGGAAAGGAGAAGAGCGCCGAGCAAGGUGACAGCCCCCAGGAGAAUGGAGUGUUGGUAAGUUUAGCAGGGGCGGAAGUCGGGGGGCAGAAGUUGGGGGGACCUCAGCCUUGUGCUCCUCCCCACCAGGUGCCCUGUGGAGAAGAUGAAGAAGAGGAAGAUCAGAGCGAGGAUGGAGUGUCCCUGAUCCAGAAGAGGACUUUGGCUAGAUGGUCUCUAAGCAGAGGUGGAAUGGGGGAGGGGGAGGCGGGGAAGGACAAGGGGAUCUUGUCAGGAUCUCUGCAGGAAACUCCCCGGACCCUGAGGUGCCUGUGUGACUGGGGCGCCGAGCAGACAUUUACCGAUAAUAAAUCUCAAUCUUGUGACCCCACAUUUGGUUCCAAUACCCCGUGUGGGGUUGUGACCCACGGUUUCAGAACCGAAGGCCCUCCCGGCUCAGCCCACGAUCCUUCGCUUGUUCCCUCUCUCCUCACGCUGACCUCACUUUCCUGCCUGGGCCAAGGCUCUGGGGAGGAGGAAGACGAGGAUGACCAGGAAGAAAUGAAUCUAGAAGGCCUGCAGGAAGUGGUGCCCAAGGAGAAGGUGGUGCCCAUCCCUGAUGGCAGUGCCUUCUUCUGCCUCAGUCACACAAACCCGCUGCGGGUGAGCUGCCACGCUCUCAUCCACCACCGCAUCUUCACCAACCUCAUCCUGGUCUUCAUCAUCCUGAGCAGCGUCUCCCUGGCUGCCGAGGACCCCAUCCGGGCUCACUCCUUCCGAAACCACGUGCUUGGGUACUUCGACUAUGCUUUCACCUCCAUCUUCACUGUGGAGAUCCUGCUCAAGAUGACUGCUUUUGGGGCCUUCCUCCACCAAGGCUCCUUCUGCCGGAACUGGUUCAAUCUCCUGGACCUGCUGGUGGUCAGCGUGUCCCUCAUCUCCUUUGGCAUCCAUUCCAGCGCCAUCUCCGUGGUCAAGAUCCUGCGGGUGCUGCGGGUGCUCCGGCCCCUGCGUGCCAUCAAUCGGGCCAAGGGCCUCAAGCACGUGGUCCAAUGCGUCUUCGUGGCCAUUCGCACAAUUGGCAACAUCCUGAUCGUGACCAGCCUGCUCCAGUUCAUGUUCGCCUGCAUCGGCGUCCAGCUUUUCAAGGGCAAACUGUACAGCUGCACAGACGAAGCCAAACACACCCCCACAGAGUGCAAAGGCACCUUCCUUGUGUACCCCGAUGGAGAUGUGGCCCACCCGGCCAUGAAGGAGCGUGUCUGGCAGAACAGCGACUUCAACUUUGACAACGUUCUGUCGGCCAUGAUGGCGCUGUUCACCGUGUCCACCUUCGAAGGCUGGCCUUCGUUGCUCUAUAAGGCGAUUGACGCCCACGCGGAGGACGAGGGCCCCAUCUACAACUACCGACUGGAAAUCUCCAUCUUCUUCAUUGUCUAUAUCAUCAUCAUCGCCUUCUUCAUGAUGAACAUCUUUGUGGGCUUUGUCAUCAUCACCUUCCGAGCCCAAGGCGAGCAAGAGUACAAGAAUUGUGAGCUCGACAAGAACCAGCGCCAGUGUGUGGAAUAUGCCCUGAAAGCCCAGCCUCUGCGACGCUACAUUCCCAAGAACAGGCACCAACACCGCGUCUGGGCGACUGUCAACUCCCCCGCUUUCGAGUACCUCAUGUUCCUGCUCAUCCUACUCAACACCAUUGCUCUGGCUAUGCAGCACUACGAACAGACAGCUCCCUUCAAUUAUGCCAUGGAUAUCCUCAACAUGGUCUUCACAGGCCUGUUCACUGUGGAGAUGUUGCUCAAGAUCAUCGCCUUCAAUCCCAAGAAUUACUUCUGCGAUGCGUGGAACACUUUUGACGCCCUGAUCGUGGUGGGCAGUGUGGUGGACAUUGCAGUCACUGAGGUCAACAAUGGAGGCCAUCUGGGUGAGAGCUCGGAGGAUAGCUCCCGGAUCUCCAUUACCUUCUUCCGCCUCUUCCGCGUCAUGCGGUUGGUCAAGCUUCUCAGUAAAGGGGAAGGGAUCCGUACUCUCCUGUGGACCUUUAUCAAGUCUUUCCAGGCUCUCCCCUACGUGGCCCUGCUCAUCGCCAUGAUCUUCUUCAUCUACGCAGUCAUUGGCAUGCAGAUGUUCGGGAAGGUGGCCCUCCAGGAUGGGACCCAAAUCAACCGCAACAAUAACUUCCAGACCUUCCCCCAGGCGGUGCUCCUCCUCUUCCGGUGUGCCACGGGGGAGGCCUGGCAAGAGAUCAUGCUGGCCAGCCUGCCGGGGAAGCGCUGUGACCCCGAGUCGGACUUCGGCCCCGGAGAGGAGUUCACCUGUGGGAGUAACUUCGCCAUUGUCUAUUUCAUCAGCUUCUUCAUGCUCUGUGCGUUCCUGAUCAUCAAUUUAUUCGUGGCCGUCAUCAUGGACAACUUCGAUUACCUGACACGGGACUGGUCCAUCCUCGGCCCCCACCACCUGGAUGAGUUCAAGAGGGUCUGGUCUGAGUACGACCCCGGGGCCAAGGGCCACAUCAAGCAUCUGGACGUCGUGGCCCUGCUCCGGCGCAUCCAGCCUCCACUGGGGUUUGGGAAGCUCUGCCCUCACCGUGUGGCCUGCAAGCGACUGGUGGCCAUGAACAUGCCCUUGAACGCGGAUGGGACGGUGACUUUUAACGCCACCCUCUUCGCCCUGGUCCGGACAUCUCUGAGGAUUAAGACGGAGGGGAACCUGGACAGGGCCAAUCAGGAACUCCGGGUCGUCAUUCGCAAGAUCUGGAAGCACACCAAGCCCAAACUGCUGAAUGAGCUCAUCCCACCUCCUGAAGAGGAGGAAGUGACUGUCGGGAAGUUUUAUGCCACGUUCUUGAUCCAGGAUUAUUUCCGAAAGUUCCGGCGUCGCAAAGAGAAGGGCCUCCUGGGGGCCGAGGACUUGCCCAGCAACUCAUCUGCCCUCCAGGCCGGCCUGAAGACGCUGCAGGCUGGCCCGGAGAUCCGCCAGGCCCUCACGUGUGACCUGGAAGAAGAAGCGGAGGACGCCAACCUCGGGGAAGAGCCGGACAGGGAUGCCCUGGAAGUUCCCUCGCCAACCUGCCACGAUUCUGCCACUUCUGUGUCUCUCACGAUGCCCACUGAGGAGGAGAGGGAAGCAGUGAGAAGACCUCCUGGAACCCACUCUCACAGUGCUUCCCCCAUGUCAGAAGAGCCUCCCUCGGGACCCGAGGGCUUGGCAGAGCGCGAGGAAGAGGAGGAUCGUUCCCCUAGCCAGGACAGCAGACAAGCGCAUCGAAACGAUCUCACCGAGAGGCCCCAUCACAUCCUCCUCCCACCGCCUCCUUGUCCUCCUCGGGAGCCCCUCAGACAGCCGGGCAAGCCGCUGGGCCCACAUCCUCGCCGUCGCCGUCUGCUGCCCCCAACGCCUGCCACCCGGAAGCCCUCUUUCACCAUCCAGUGCAUGCAGCGUCAAGGAAGCUGUGAUGACUUCCCGAUCCCUGGAACCUAUCAACGUGGGGGAUCUUCUGGCCGCCACCAGGCCCAGGGCUCAUGGGCCACCCCUCCUCAGCGGGGCCACCUGCUCUACGCACCUCUGCUCCUGGUGGAGGAGGGCAGGCUCCAGGGGGAUUAUGCCAAAGGAGGGUCCCGGGGCCCACUGCACACCUACGCCCGCCUGCAUGUGCCCAGCACCCACAUAGCACCUGGCCCAGGGAAGAGGGGCAGUGCUGACAGCCUAGUGGAAGCUGUGCUGAUCUCUGAGGGCCUGGGCCUCUUUGCCCGUGACCCUCGCUUCGUGGCCCUGACAAAGCAGGAGAUCGCUGACGCCUGCCGGCUGACCCUGGACGAGAUGGACAGCGCCGCCUGUGACCUGCUGGCCCUGGGGACCACCGGGCCCCCCCCGGCCCAGCCCCAAAUGUGGGGUCCCAUGGGCAGCGAUGAAGACGAGGAGGUCCUCGGGGCCAUGCAGGUGGAGGAGGAAGAACUGGCAGAUGAGAUGGUCUGCGUCCCGGUCCCUUAGGAGGCGUCUCUUUCUGGGUCCCAAGAGCCCUGGAGAAGUCUCCGCAGGCCAUCUCCUGUAUUUGGCUCGGGAUGAGGAAGAGGCAGGGAAGCCCAGUGGAGACAGAGCCUAACUAUCGAGAUCCAGAAAGAGCUAAAGCUGGAGAUCACCAAAAUAUGUCAGUCCCCAAGAGGUACGCCCCCCCCGGAAGAUCCCCCCAACACUAACCUCUGCGCUCAACACAUCGGAGGGGGGGGUCUGUGAGAGACUCCAAGAGCUCAAAGAGCCCCCUGAGUACCGGCUCUUCCAAAGAGUCGACAUGGAAGGAAAAGAGAGAAGGGGAGGGAGGGAGAGAACCAUGAGACUCUGCAUCGUCUCAGGCAGACGAUUUCAUUGCCCGGUGACAUCCAAGCCUUUUCUAGCAGAGAGGGAGGGAGUGGGGGGAAGUCUGCACUGGCCUCUGCCCUCCCAUAUACCUCCAGGAGGGCUCUACUCCCGGAAUGCUGAGGGAGCAUUUAGAGGGGAAGGGCAGGAGAUGUCACGAUCCAGAACAACAGGAGUAGCAGUCCCCCUCUGAGUCCUUCCACAAGUAAAAGGCGCCACAUCUCCUCUGAAUCCGAGAAGACGGGAAGGGCCCCGUCCCCUCUGCCCGCAUCUUAAACCGAUCCCGUGUGGAUGUGUGUGGAUCCCUGCCUGGGGCCAUAGCUCCAUCCCUCCUGGAGGGUGGGGGGGCCAGGAUGUGGACCAGAGCCGGGGGCUCUUUCCGUGAGUCUUCCUCGUCCCGGCCCUCAUACCAAAGCCGGAAGUCUUCGAAGGGGCUCGUGGCCAGCGGACGGUUAUUUCUUCAUACUCCCAAAGAAAAUGUGGGGGGAGUGCUUAAAUAGCCUCGCACAUGAGAGCGGCCUCUGAAGAGGCGAGGACACAGUGUGAGACCCGGAGAGUCUCGAUGAGCCCUCAAGAGAGGCCUGAAGAGCUCUGAAGUGUCUCCAAGAGUGACAGAAAAGCCCUGGAAAAAAGGCCUGGAGAGACCCCAAGUGCCCUCGAGACCGCAAGUCCCCAAGAGUGCUUAAGACACUGGAGAGAACCCUCGAGAGCACUCCAAAGGCCAUUUGCAUCUGAGAGAGGCUUCAGAGACCCUGAUUAUCUACAGUAUCCCCGCAGGCUCCUCCGGGCACCCAUAGGAACAUCCAGAGUUUUGCCGCAAGAGAUAGAACACCCAAGCACUCAGGCUUUGUCACUGAAGGCGGGCCUGACGAAGACCAAAUCCGGGGCCCCGUGGGUGGGGAACGUUCCCCAUCUCCUUAGCCUACCUUUGGUCCUGGAGCAAACACGCUCAUCCGACUGUAGUCAGCUGGAGUAGGUGACUUCAGCGCCGGGCCGUUGCUCGCUCUGUGGGAUUAGGGCAAGCAGAGGUUGGGGGUCCCACGGCUAGUGAGUGUCUGAGGCCACAUCUGAACUCGGGUCUUCCCGCUCGGGCCCAUCUUUGCAUCCACUGAGCCCCCUGUAGGCUUCCUGAAAGAAAGAGCUGAUCUUAGUUUUAGGCAAACACUUGGCUUGCCUUCUCCUGACUAGGUGUGGGCAGCUAUAGCUAAAGAGAGCCAGGCUACCCUCACCUGGGAGAGCUUUGGACACUAUACACAAUUCAAGCUGCAGCUGAGCUGACCGGGCUACCCCUGAAGGGCGAGUGUACCAAGAGAGACCAGAACAAGGUGCUGGAACGGGAGGCCGGGGUAGAAACACCAAGGAGCCAAAGAGCCAGUGCAGCGUGCCCAGUGAGGAGCAGACCAGAAGGGAGCAGGUCAACGGGCUCCCCCGAAGAUGCCCUUUGGCUGCGAGGGGUACCUACCCACCCCCUCUGCCCAUUGGCGAUCUGUGGGAGCAUACCCCUUGUGUUGGGGGAUGGGAAGACAUUCCACUGCAAAUAUUCUGUUAUUUCACCAAAUGCUCUGGCCUGGAUACUCUGGGUGUUACCUAGGGCUGGGAUCCUGAGUGCGCGUUUUAGGAGCCGUAGGCCCACAGAGGACCAUGAAGCCGGGGGGCCCAAGCGCAUGUGUAUGUGGCUAGGUGUUGUACCAGAAUAAAGAUCAUCCUGGAGGAGGAGAGCUCAGGUACACCAGCUCCAGCCACUAUCUCGUGGGUCCACAAGGGAUGGUAACAGCUCACUUGGGCUCUGGGUUUGAUGGAAUCAUAUUACAUCUAGACACUGAGAGUUCCAUAGACGAAGAAGGAAACGGGGGGAACACGGAGGGAAGGGAAGAUAUGAGGUAGACCAAGGAUUCUUUUUCUUUGCAGAAUUUUAUUUUUUUCCAAUGUCACAUAAAGCAUUUUUUUACAUUUUUUUAAAAAAAUUCUUUUGACUUCUAAAAGCUCUCCCUUGAUCUCUUUUUUUUUUUUUUUUUUUUUUUUUUUUGCUGAGGCAAUUGGGGACUUGCCCAGGGUCACCUCUCCCUUGAUCUCUAACCCUGCCUUCUCCCCUAAGCGAGCAAUCUGAUACAGGUCAUACAAGUGCAGUCGGGAAAAACCCAUUUCCAUAUUAGUCAUGUUAUAAAGACCAAAGAGAAAAAUAAAGUUUUCAAAAGUCUGUUUCGAUCUGCAUUCAGAGUCCAUGGGUUCUUUCUCUGGAGGGGUAUGGCAGUUUUCUUCGAUCGUCUUGGAUCUCCAGAUGGCCAAGAAUAGCUAAGAUAUUCACGGGACGUCCCGUGUCUGAUGUUCUCCUGCUUCUACUCCACUUUGCGUCGGCUCGUAUGAGUCUCCCCCGAUUUUCCUGAACCCGUCCUGUUCCUCAUUUCUUAUAACAUAUAGUAUUAUAUACAUAUUUAGAUUUAUAUCAGAGUAUUCCCUCACAAUCAUAUACCACAACUUAUCCAGCUGUUCCCUACUUAAUAGAGUUCUCUUCUUCAGUAGAGUUUCAUACUUCUUUUCCCAUUUGUCCAAUGCUGCUCUUUAAUGGGUUCUUCUCUCCAGUGGGGGCUUUUUUAUGUGCCUCCUUUACCAUUUGGCCUCUGUUAUUUUCUUCAGUAUUUUUUUCCUGGCUCCUGCCAGUGCUUUCUGCUGCAUCGGAAUCCAUUUCGAGCCAUCCUUUUGCCACUGGACAGGAAUUU
Messenger RNA from Antechinus flavipes (yellow-footed antechinus), 9581 nucleotides. It is a transcript of the gene CACNA1F, whose product is annotated as calcium voltage-gated channel subunit alpha1 F. Gene Ontology annotation, molecular function: high voltage-gated calcium channel activity. NCBI's taxonomy places the organism in Eukaryota, Metazoa, Chordata, Mammalia, Dasyuromorphia, Dasyuridae. The record is from RefSeq and is a predicted model, not a curated record. Gene Ontology annotation, cellular component: membrane; voltage-gated calcium channel complex. Gene Ontology annotation, biological process: calcium ion import across plasma membrane.